AUGUCUCGUUUCAGUAUUAGCCAAGUAUGAAAACCAAAUAAACGUGUUUUCGGAGUUCCUUGAAGACUUGCCUGACACCGAUGAACCAGUAUGGGUUUUAGGAGAGUGUUACAAUGCUAAAACAGGUAGGCUGGCAUCUUCUAGCAGUCAUAUUGUGAUUUAUAUGUGGAGGAAAAACUGAAUGAAGGCAUGACAGUCUUUCUUGUUGUGUGUUCACAGAAAAGACUGAGCUACUAUCAGACGUCCACUCGCGGUUAUGGUUUACCUACAGGAAAAAAUUCUCUCCCAUUGGUGAGUGAAACAGGCAGAGGUUAUGUAAAAUCUGAUUGUUGGCUACCCAGCUAACAAUUCUACGGAGAGAGAACGUUUUUGUAAUGUUAUCUGUAAUGUUCCCGUAAUGUUUUAGUGUCCAGUUUUCCGUUAGUUAGGGGAACAUUUAUUUAUAUGUUGGGAAAAACCUUCUGAGAACCUUUUUAUAAUGUUUUGGUGUUAAAGUUAGGAGAACUUUCCCUUAAUGUCAAGCAGAACUUAUCUAGAACGUGGUUACAAUGUUCUCAGAAUAUGCAACAUUACUGUUCUAGAUGUGUUUUAUGGGACGUUGGAAGAAUAUUCCUGUGUCCAGUUUUCUAACGGUUAGGAGAAUAUUCCAUUACCGUCCCACAGAACAUGGUUGCAUCUUCUCAGAAUGUAAGAUAUUAAUGUUCUAGACGUUUCAUACACAUCAUGCCUUGUUACUGUUGCCAAGCCCAUCAAGGCCCUGAUUGGUGAACCACUGAUCUAUUCACAGCUCUUUUUGUCUGUUGGCAAGGUUAGGGAUACUCACACACACACAGUGCUUUUAACAUAGUGUUUUUAACUUGCAUAUUUGACACACGUUGCCAUACGUGAUUACUUUGUGUAUGUUCAUUUAUACAGUAAUUAUUAAAAUAUUUUAUUGAUCAUAGUGAUUCAGGAGUAUCAUUAAAACAGGUUAAUAUGCCCCACCAACAUUAGACCUCUAUACAGAUUGUCAUUCAAUUGCUGAAAUAAGUCAAUAAAAUCAAUGAUGAGAAUAGUCCGAUUAACUGAUACCUGACAUGGACAUAUGGUGGCGUAGCAGAAAGAUCGGAGUACCGUGAACCAAGAGGUUGUGAGUUCAAAUCCCAGGUGAGGACAUGUUGAAUAAUAAUAAUUGAAUAAAUGAACAUGCACAAUGUAAUGAUGUAUGUCAAAUAUGGAAGUUGAAAACACUGUUAAAAGCACUGUGUGUGUGACUAUCCCUAACCUUGCCAACAGCAUUAGCGCAAUUACUGAAAGUCUAUGGGUAUCUGCUAGCAUGCUUUUUAAUACUAGCAGAUAUCCAUAGACUUCCAGUCAUUGUGAUAACGCUAGUUAGCAUUGGCUCACGAAACUAUCUCUAACUUCCUUUAUACUGGACACAGAGACAUAAAAACCGGUAUUCAUGAGUUCAUCUGAUUCUGGAGAAGUAGAUAAAGGGCCUCAUUGCCAAAAUCCCAAAGUAUCCCUUUAAGGGUGGCAGGUAGCCUAGCGGUUAGAGGCAAGCCGGCAACCGGAGGGUUGCCAGUUCAAAUCCCGGAACUAGGGGAAAAAUCUGGCGGGAAGUGAGCUAGCAUCCGGAGGGUUGCUGGUAUCAAAUCCUAGAUGCCAUUACCUGCCGUUGUGCCCUUGAGUAAGGCACUUAACCCCCCACAACAGCUUCCCGGGCGCCAAGCGUGGCCACCAACACCUUUCCUAAACCUCUAUAUGUACGUGUCUCUUUUUCGGGGGGGUUGGGUUAAUAGCGGAAGUCAAAUUUCGGUUGGACCUUGUGUGCAAUUGACAAAUAAAGUAAUCUUAAUCUUAAGUGUCUAUCUUGGUUUGAUCCAGGGGGAACAGGCCCCUCUUCGGAUGCAGGCUGGGGAUGCAUGCUACGGUGUGGGCAGAUGAUCCUGGCACAGGCCCUGGUAUGCUCACAGCUGGGACGAGGUGAGGAGGGGACGGGUCAUGAACAUGUAUGGGGUGGGGAUGUAUGGAACUGCAUUAGCAAAGGGGGUGUUUAUACAGUGCAUUUGGAAAGUAUUCAGACCCCUUGACUUUUUCCACAUUUUGUUAGGUUACAGCCUUAUUCUAAAAUGGAUUAAAUUAUUUUUUUCCCUCAUCAAUCUACACACAAUACCGCAUAAUGACAAGCGAAAAACAGGUUGUUUGAAAUGUUUGCAAAUGUAUUAAAAAUAAAAGAAGAACCUUUGCUAUGAGACUCGAAUUUGAGCUCAGGUACAUCCUGUUUCCAUUGAUCAUCCUUGAGAUGUUUCUACAACUUGAUUGGAGUCCACCUGUGGUAAAUUCAAUUAAUUAGACAUGAUUUGGAAAGGCACACACCUGUCUAUAUAAGGUCCCACAGUUGACACUGCAUGUCAGAGCAAAAACCAAGCCAUGAGGUCGAAGGAAUUGUCCGUAGAGCGCCGAGACAGGAUUGUGUCGAGGCACAGAUCUGGGGAAGGGCACCAAAACAUUUCUGCAGCAUUGAACGUCCCCAAGAACAAAGUGUCCUCCAUCAUUCUUAAACGGAAGAAGUCUGGAACCACCAAGACUCUUCCCAGAGCUGGCCACCUGGCCAAACUGAGCAAUUGGGGGAGAAGGGCCUUGGUCAGGGAGGUGACCAAGAACCCAAUGGUCACUCUGACAGAGCUCCAGAGUUCCUCUGUGGAAAUGGGAGAACCUCCCAGAAGGACAACCAUCUCUGCAGCACUCCACUAAUCAGGCCUUUAUGGUAGAGUGGCCAGACGGAAGUCACUCCUCAGUAAAAGGCACAUGACAGCCCGCUUGGAGUUUGCCAAAAGGCACCUAAAGGACUCUCAGACCAUGAGAAACAAGAUUCUCUGGUCUGAUGAAACCAAGAUUGAACUCUUUGGCCUGAAGGCCAAGCGUCACAUCUGGAAGAAACCUGGCACCAUCGCUACGGUGAAGCAUGGUGGUGGCAGCAUCAUGCUGUGGGGAUGUUUUUCAGCGGCAGGGACUGGGAGACCAGUCAGGAUCGAGGGAAAGAUGAAUGGAGCAAAGUACAGAGAGAUCCUUGAUGAAAACCUGCUCCAGAGCGCUCAGGACCUCAGACUGGGGCGAAGGUUCACAUUCCAACAGGACAACAACCCUAAGCACACAGCCAAGACAAUGCAGGGGUGGCUUCGGGACAAGUCUCUGAAUGUCCUUGAGUGGCCAGCCAGAGCCCGGACUUGAACCCGAUCUAACAUCUCUGGAGAGACCUGAAAAGAGCUGUGCAGCGACGCUCCCCAUCCAACCUGACAGAGCUUGAGAGGAUCUGCAGAGAAGAAUGGGAGAAACUCCCCAAAUACAGGUGUGCCAAGCUUGUAGCGUCAUACCCAAGAAGACUCGAUGCUGUAAUCGCUGCCAAAGGUGCUUCAACAAAGUACUGAGUAAAGGGUCUGAAUACUUAUGUAAAUGUGAUAUUUCCGUUUUUUAUUUUAUUUAUAAAUGUCAUUAUGGGGUAUUGUGUGUAGAUUGGUGAGGGAAAAAACAAUGUAAUCUAUUUUAGAAUAAGGCUGUAACGUAACAAAAUGUGGGAAAAAGUCAAGGGGUCUUAAUACUUUCCAAAUGCACUGUAUGUGAAGGAUUCAUCUGGUCAUGAUAUGUAUUCUACGACGUAGUCAAUUAAACAGUGAGAAAGAGAAAGGGUUUUUAAUCAGACAGGGUAUGAGAAUGACACAGUGAUUGUGGCCUGUUUUCCUGCUGUAGCCUGGCGUUGGAGGGCAGAGGGAGAACAGCCGGAGGAGUACCAGCGUAUCCUCCACUGUUUCCUGGAUAGGAAAGACAGCUGUUACUCCAUACAUCAAAUGGGUAAGAGAGUGUCCUAGCCUAACCCUGCCUUUACCUUGGCCUGACCAUACUUACAGUACCCUGAAUUAGCAGAUCGAAUGGGGUUUUCUAGCACAUUCCUAUAUAUUUCUGGAUGACUGUCCUCAAAGUAAAAAUGUGUAACUUGAAGGAACAUCAAAUAGCCUGAUGAAUCAAUGACCGGCUAGACAGGCUAGAAAGAAGCUAAGACUUAGACCAGAGAUGACCGGCUAGACAGGCUAGACAGAAGCUAAGACUUAGACCAGAGAUGACCGGCUAGACAGGCUAGACAGAAGCUAAGACUUAGACCAGAGAUGACUGGCUAGACAGGCUAGAAAGAAGCUAAGACUUAGACCAGAGAUGACCGGCUAGACAGGCUAGACAGAAGCUAAGACUUAGACCAGAGAUGUAGGCCCGCGGAUCAAUUUCCCAACAAACAAAAAAAUACACAAAUAUUGUUUGAAUAGUAGAAUACACAAGGUGCAAUAUCGAAAUUUUUGUUGUGCAUCAUCAGUUUUUCUUUUGUUAUGUCAGUCACUAACAGUCACUCAAUUAGCCCACCAUGUCAGCUAACAUUUGUUAGAUUGGUAAAUUAGUCCAGGGGCCAGCUAUCUAAACUUGUAGUAAUCAUGGUCGAAUUACUAGCCUGGGAGCCCCCAUUGAUUUUGUUAGUCACUCUCAUUCAGAUAUCAUUAUAAAAACUGCAAACGUUUCUCCCCAACCAAUGGUGAAAUGUGUAGAAUUGCAGGAAAUAAGGUGUAAAACUGCAACAUUUUCUCUACGGCCCAUGGCAAAAUGUGUAGAAUUGCAGGAAAUUAACUCAAAAAUGUUUUCUCUCCGCUGUCAAGAGCAGGGCCGCUAAAAUGUUUGCUCGCAAGGUGAGGGUAUGGAUGUGGGUACGCAGACCCGCGAGCCACUGCGGCCCCCCCAUGAUGAGUUCAGAUUUCUUGUGGCCCCAACCCCCAUCAAAGUUGCACAUCCCUGACUUAGACCAUUGGAGUGAACUUGGUUUUCCUUUAUUGGUUUUUCUACUUGCAGCUCAGAUGGGAGUUGGUGAAGGGAAGUCUGUAGGAGAGUGGUAUGGCCCAAACACAGUUGCACAAGUGCUCAAGUAAGUAUUUUAUAUGCGUGUUUUAAGACUGAUUUAUUCAGAUUCACGUGUAAACGGGAAGUAACAACUUUCGAGAAUUGUACUUCUGGGUAACCGAGAUUAAUACAUUUCAGAAUAUUUGAUUGUCAGAUUGAAAAUGUCAGUAGAGUGACCUCUAGAAAAAAUAUGUUUGUGGCAUAAAUAAACCUAUUAUCUCUCGUCAGGAAACUUGCGCUAUUUGAUGACUGGAAUUCUCUUGCUGUGUAUGUGUCAAUGGACAACACCGUUGUGAUCGAGGACAUCAGUACGUUUUUUCCCUCACUUGCUAAAUAUACAGUGCCUUCGGAAAGUAUUCAGACCCCUUGACUUUUUCCACAUUUUGUAACGUUACAGCCUUAUUCUAAAAUAGAUUUUAAAAAAUCCUCAACAAUCUACACACACUACCCCAUAAUGAAAAAGCGAAACAGGUUUUUAGAAAUGUUUGCAAAUUUAUCAUUAUUAUUAUUAUUAUUAUUUUAUUUUUUUACUUUUUUACAUAGGUAUUCAGCCCCUUUGCUAUGAGACCUGAAAUUGAGCUCAGGUGCAUCCUGUUUCCAUGGAUCAUCCUUGAGAUGUUUCUACAACUUGAUUGGAGUCCACAGUUGACAGUGCAUGUCAGAGCAAAAACCAAGCCAUGAGGUCAACAGAAUUUUCCGUAGAGCUCCGAGAGGAUUUUGUCGAGGCACAGAUCUGGGGAAGGGUACCAAAAAAUGUCUGCAGCAUUGAAGGUCCCCAAAAACACAGUGGCCUCCAUCGUUCUUAAAUGGAAUAAGUUUGGAACCACCAAGACUCUUCCAAGAGCUGGCCACCUGGCCAAACUGAGCAAUCGGGGGAGAAGGGCCUUGGUCAGGGAUGUGACCAAGAACAUGAUGGUCACUCUGACAGAGCUCUGGAGUUCCUCUGUGGAAAUGGGAGAACCUUCCAGAAGGACAACCAUCUCUGCAGCACUCCACCAAUCAGGCCUUUAUGGUAGAGUGGCCAUAAGGAAGCCACUCCUCAGUAAAAGGCACAUGACAGCCCGCUUGGAGUUUGCCAAAAGGCACCUAAAGACUCUCAGACCAUGAGAAACAAGAUUCUCUGGUCUGAUGAAACCAAGAUUGAACUCUUUGGCCUGAAUGCCAAGCGUCACGUCUGGAGGAAACCUGGCACCAUCCCUAAGGUGAAGCAUGGUUGUGGCAGCAUCAUGCUGUGGGGAUGUUUUUCAGCGGCAGGGACUGGGAGACCAGACAGGAUCGAGGGAAAGAUGAAUGGAGCAAAGUACAGAGAGAUCCUUGAUGAAAACCUGCUCCAGAGCGCUCAGGACCUCAGACUGGGGUGAAGGUUCACCUUCCAACAGGACAACGACCCUAAGCACACAGCCAAGAUGACGCAAGAGUGGCUUCGGGACAAGUCUCUGAAUGUCCUUGAGUGGCCCAGCCAGAGCCCGGACAUGAACCCGAUUUGAACAUCUCUGGUGAGACCUGAAAAUAGCUGUGCAGCGAUGCUCCCCAUCCAACCUGACAGAGCUUGAGAGGAUCUGCAGAGAAGAAUGUGAGUAACUCCCCAAAUACAGGUGUGCCAAGCUUGUAGCGUCAUACCCAAGAAGACUCGAUGCUGUAAUCGCUGCCAAAGGUGCUUCAACAAAGUACUGAGUAAAGGGUCUGAAUACUUAUGUAAAUGUAAUAUUUCAGUUUUUAAUAUUUUAUAAAUUAGCAAACAUUUCUAAAAAACGGUUUUUGCUUUGUCAUUAUGGGGUAUUGUGUGUAGCUUGAUGAGGGGAAUAAAAAAAAAAUCAACUUUAGAAUAAGGCUGUAACGUAACAAAAUGUGGAGAGAGUCAAAGGGUCUGAAUACUUUCCAAUGGCACUGUAUAUACAGUACCAGUCAAAAGUUUGGACACACCUACUUAUUCAAGGGUUUUUCUUUAUUUUUACUGUUUUCUACAUUGUAGAAUAAUAGUGAAGACAUCAACACUAUGAAAAAAGACAUAUGGAAUCAUGUAGUAACCACAAAAGUGUUACUCAAAUCAAAAUAUAUUUUAUAUUUGAGAUUCUUCAAAGUAACCACCCUUUGCCUUGAUGACAGCUUUGCACACUCUUGGCAUUCUCUCAACCAGCUUCAUGAGGUAGUCACCUGGAAUACAUUUCAAUUAACAGGUGUGCCUUGUUAAAGGUUAAUUUGUGGAAUUUAUUUCCUUCUUAAUGCGUUUGAGCCAAUCAGUUGUCUUGUGACAAGGUAGGGGUGAUGAGUCCAAAUGAGAGAUUUUUGGUUCCAACUGCUGUGUCUUUGUGAGAUGCAGAGUAGGUAAACGGAUGAUCUCCGCAUGUGUGGUUCCCACCGUGAAGCAUGGAGGAGGAGGUGUGAUGGUGUGAGGGUGCUUUGCUGGUGACACUGUCAGUGAUUUAUUUAAAAUUAAUGGCACACUUAACCAGCAUGGCUACCACAGCAUUCUGCAGCGAUACGCCAUCCCAUCUGGUUUGCGCUUAGUGGGACUAUCAUUUGUUUUUCAAUAGAACAAUGACCCAAAACACACCUCCAGGCUGUGUAAGGGCUAUUUGACCAAGAAGGAGAGUGAUGGAGUGCUGCAUCAGAUGACCUGGCCUCCACAAUCACCCGACCUCAACCCAGUUGAGAUGGUUUGGGAUGAGUUGGACCGCAGAGUGAAGGAAAAUCAGCCAACAAGUGCUCAGCAUAUGUGGGAACACCUUCAAGACUGUUGGAAAAGCAUUCCUCGUUAAGCUGGUUGAGAGAAUGCCAAGCGUGUGCAAAGCUGUCAUCAAGGCAAAGGGUGACUACUUUGAAGAAUCUAAAAUCUAAAAUGUAUUUUUAUAUUUUUAACACUUUUUUGGUUACUACAUGAUUCCAUAUGUGUUAUUUCAUAGUUUUGAUGUCUUCACUAUUAUUCUACAAUGUAGGAAACAGUAAAAAUAAAGAAAAACCCUUGAAUGAGUAGGUGUGUCCAAACUUGUUACUGGUACUGUAUAUUUUUUAACUCUUACCUUCUGAGCCUUCUGUAUAGGAGGAUAGUGGUGAUGCUGUGAUGCCGAAGACACCAAGGUUUUCUUUCCAUGUCCUCUCCAGAGAAGCAGUGUCGCCAGGCAAGCAGAGAGAGCAGAUUGCGGCCGAGACCCUGUGGCCGGGAGGAACCCUUCACCUCUGGAGAAACACCAGAACAAGCCUGUUCUCACACGCACGGGAACAGAGUCACGACGUGUCCACAUUCCCCGUCCCUUUCUGACUGGAGGCCCCUGCUGCUGGUCAUACCGCUCCGCAUGGGAAUCAACCACAUCAACCCUGUCUACAUCCAGGCCCUCAAGGUACUGGGCCAUCAAUGCUUUCUGUGAUGGGAUUGGGAAUGUCUCUGUUCUUAUUCAAUUAAACUAUGUAAUAGUCCUGUAUUUACUGUUGCCUUUAAAUAGUUAUACUGUACUGACUCCACGUGCUGUCCCAUUCAGGAGUGUUUUAAAAUGCCACAAUCCUGUGGUGUGCUGGGAGGAAAGCCCAAUCUGGCCUAUUACUUCAUCGGAUUUGUAGGUGAGUUUAAGAGGAAACUGGAACUGUUAGGGAGUAGAAAAAUAAGCUAAACCUGUGAGUUGUCUAGCCACUGUGUUCAGCAGGCCUUCCUGUGUCCUCCAGGAGAGGAGCUGAUCUACCUGGAUCCCCACACCACCCAGUCAGCCGUGGAGGCAGAGGCUGGCAGUGGAUUGGACGACCAGAGCUACCACUGUCUGAGGAGUCCACGCCGCAUGAAGAUCACCAACCUGGACCCCUCUGUGGCCCUGGUGAGAGCUGAACCCACACACCGACUACCACAGCCUGCUAUGUCACUGAGCCUCCUAUCUCAUGGGCCUUGUUUUCAUAGUUGAAUUUUAAGUGCAUGGUAGCGUGUUCUAAAAAUUUGCUCUAAUGGGAAUUUUGUAUACUGUGGUGAUGAUUUUGCCACAUAAUUGCCCAUCAAAAUUCGGUCUGUUUUUAAGGGAUUUUUUUGUAAGAGUGAAGAUGACUUCGACAGUUGGUGUAACCUGGUCCAGCAGGUAAGAGUAAUCCACUCAAGUCACAAGUCGAUGUAGAUGGAUAUUGUCCGGUGGUUGAGACCCAUGUUGUUGUCCUUUAAGGAGAUCCAGAUGAAGAGGAACCUGCGGAUGUUUGAGCUGGUGGAGAAUCACCCGUCCCACUGGCCCCCCUUCUUUCCUCCCACCAAACCAGAGGUCCAGACCACAGGGGCAGGUACGAGCUUAGCCACCGGACAGAUCCAAUAAUAUUACACCAAUAACAAGCAACCCUGGCUGCAAAUAACUAUAAGGAUAUCAAGCUUCCACUCUCUUGUAUUUCCCUAUAUUGUUUUGAAGUGACAGUAUAGGUCUAUACAUUAAGUGUAUUUAUUUAUUUAUUUAUUGAAACUCCUGUGUAGUGUUUAAUCUCAACUGAAACAUACAAACCAAAAUUAAGUGUGUUGUGUCAAACUGCUUACUUUUGUUCUCUUUUUGAACAGAGUUAAUCGAAUCGACCGACAAGCUGUUUGAGUCUGAAGAGGAGUUUGAGAUCCUCAACGUGUGACCAGCCUCCCUUGCGCUCCCCUCCCCUCCGCCCAGUCCAGUGGAUGAUGGUGAUUGGGUGGAUUCCCUUGGCUCCCAUGUUCCAUACUGUGCUGUAGAAGUGCCUCAGAACAACACCAAGCACAAACUGCUUACCACUUUGCAAAAAACACUAACAACCCAGCAAGAGACAAAUACUAGAUAAGGAAAGAUCCUGGACAACAACUCAAGACCGUGACCAAAGGAAGGCAGGAACAUGGUGUAUACAGUAAAUGCAAGCUUGCACUGUCUCAUUUUGAUGUUGUAACCAGGAAACAAAGCCAGGGACCAUGGUUGUCUUUAUAUGAAACAGGCUUUCUUUGGAAGUCUGUGUUAGAGUUGUUUAAUGAACAAGAGAGACGAAGACCGUUCAGAUGUAUGAACCGCAUUGUACUGCAAGAGGUACAGUGAGACUACACCUCUGCUGUGGCAGGGAGAGGACCUAGGUGAAGACAGGCACGAGGAUGAUACGUCUGAAGAAGCCAUUUCCUCAGCACACACUACCUCCUGACGCCAGGAGACAAAUAUAUGCAGACAUCUGGGGGGUUUUCAGUGUUAAAAUACAAACAUACAACCAAUAACUUGUUUAUUAAGAAAAGUGCCUCUUAACUAUAUGUGUUCAAUGGUUGGGGAGGGAAAGGGUUUUCCCAAGGUAUUGGACAGGGGGAUGUGGAACACCCACCCUCUGCACACUCUUGUAAAUAUGCCUGACAAUAAAGAUAUUUAAAGACUUUGCUCAGCCUCGGGGUUGAUAUUGCCUCUUAGCGCCAUCUUCCUCACGUUUCAUUUGUGAGAAGACGCUAGUGUUGUGGAAAUGGAAUGUGUAGACUAGAGCCUGGAGUGAUCAUUAGCAAAACUGCCUCUUUCCAUCGUUAUUAACCUAACCCUCCAGCUUUUUCCAGCUAACCCUUGUCCACUGAU
Messenger RNA from Coregonus sp. 'balchen', 10430 nucleotides. The record is from the annotation of a GenBank genome assembly. NCBI's taxonomy places the organism in Eukaryota, Metazoa, Chordata, Actinopteri, Salmoniformes, Salmonidae.